AUGGUCACCCAGGUGAUAUUGAUCAUAUCUCUCUUCAACUUCCCUCUCACCAGUUUGGCUACCCUUUCUUUCCUGACAGUGCAGGCACUGGCGUUCAACAACAUCCUCCCCGACCUCAUGGAAUUUUACCAGGAAAUGGACACUCGGAGGGCUCUGGUGGAUAGCGUGAUUGACCACGCAGCGCGGCUAGACCGCAUCUAUUGCUCGCUGCCCAGUGCCAUUCUUGCAGAUAUGACGAUCACGACGUCAACGGUAGUGGGGCUGGCGUUGAACCUACGCAAGUGUCUUGUGCUGGUCCAGUCGACUGUGUUCCAGGCUAGGCUGCAGCAGUAUAUCCUAGAGCAGUGCCCUGAGCUGUCUCAGAUUCAGGUUGUGCGCUCGUGUAAGUACCUUGGCAUGAUGAUUGGUGUCUCUGCCCACGAAUGCUACUGGUCGAAACCGGUGGCGAAGUUCGCUCCGCGGGUGGGAGAGGUGCGUCAGGCUGGUCUAACUCUUGCGAAGAACAUCCCGACUUUCAACACUCUAUGUCUUAGCCUACUAUCCUUUGUCAUGCAGUUUGCACCUCUCUCUAGGCCGGUGAUUGCAGCGUAUAAGAAUGCCUUGCAGCUCUUAGUGGUGGGGCCGCGCUUUAGUUUCAACUACGAGAUGCUGACGAAUAUGACCUCUCUGGGGUUCCCUGGUCAGUUCAAAAACUUGGAGGCGGUGUCUCGGGCUACGAAGUUCCGACUGGUCUCGAAGUGCUCGGAGAUUCUUGAGAUUCUUGAGGUCGACAUCCCUGAGGUCUGCAGCUCGGACGAUUCGUGCAUCCUGCGGACGCGUCCUGGCGCCCUGAGGCUCCGGGCCAGGCAGGCGCCGGGGAGCUCGUACGCCCCCGCCCUGAACAGGGCUCGCGGCGACCCGGAGCCGAGGGACGUGGCCCUGCCGGACGGCUCGACGCUGCGGGUCGGGCUCGCGACGGACUCGCUGGCGUACUGCCUGCUGGCAGCCCACGGGGACGGGGCGCUGUUCAUAGACGUGCGCCCGCGUGAGGCUUUCAACCGCUCCCACAUACACGGCGCGUGGUGGCUGGAGCACCUGGCCCAGGAGCCGCCGAAGUCUCCCGCAGCGGCCCCCCUGAAGACAAAGCAGGCCGGGGCCAGCAACGCGAGCACCAGCACCGCUGCCAGCUCCACCGCGCCCCCAGCGCGCCCGGCGGCGGACAGCGAGGAGGCCGCGGCGGCGUGGGAGACGGCCGUGCGCCAGCGCUGCAGCCUGCGCACCGUGGUGGUCUACGGUGCCGAGAGUGGCGCCCUCAAGGACCCAGCCGUGCUGGGAGCGCUGAGACAGCUGGCUCGGCUGGCGGUGCGCCCGAAGGGGCAGCUGCUCGUGCUCCGUGGAGGAUUUGCGGCGUUCACGCGCCGCUUCGCCUUCUGCGCGCGCAAGCAAGGCGCAGAGAGCUCCCAGCCGCUGCCGCCCAGCCCGGCGGAGAUCCUGCCGCCCGGCUGCAGCGCCGCGCGCGGGCCGCCCGCUCUCUACUUGGGCACGGAGCGCUGCCUGCGCGAGCCGGGCGCCGAGAAGGUGCUCGCUGCACUCGGCGUGCAGGUGGUGGUCAAUCUCAGCGGGCAGCCUUGCACCCCUCGCAAGAAGGUGGGCAAGGUGGUCGAGGUGCGGCCUGCGCCCGCGGGCGGCGAGUCGAUCGUGGCGACCGCGCGGGAGGCGUGCGAGAAGGUGCGCAGGCAGGGCGGGCCCUGCCUCCUGUACGGGCCCGCCGCAGCGCUGGCCGCGGCGAUGCUGGCGGCGGAGGCGCUGCCCUCGGCCGUGCGCACCAGCGACGAGGCGGACGCGUGGGUGCGGCUCCGGUUUCCGGCCAUGCCCGUGCUCGACAAUGCCGCCAG
Prorocentrum cordatum is the source of this 1874-nucleotide messenger RNA. NCBI's taxonomy places the organism in Eukaryota, Dinophyceae, Prorocentrales, Prorocentraceae. The record is from the annotation of a GenBank genome assembly.